Messenger RNA from Parnassius apollo (apollo), 1494 nucleotides. The record is from the annotation of a GenBank genome assembly. Lineage: Eukaryota; Metazoa; Arthropoda; Insecta; Lepidoptera; Papilionidae.
AUGAAUGUAAACAACUCGCAUUUAGAGAAUGUGAAUACAGUUAUAAUGGCGAGCGAUAUUUCUUUGAGUGAACAUAGUAUAUCAGAUGCGGAUGAAGAGCCUUACAGAGAAGAGAAUUUAGUACAAUCUGGAAUGGAAGAAGACCAAUUUAGGAAGGAAAAAAGGGAUAGGGGGGAGAAUUUUUUCGGGGAUGCUGAUGAUAAUGAAGGAUGGAAUUUAGUCAAAAGCAAAGAGAAAAGAUUAAAACCACAACUGAAGGAGGAUAUUGAGUUGUAUUUAUCUAGCAAUGAAAAGUUUCCCAAACAAUUUGCAUUAGCUAAGAUGCUGAAGGCUUGUGGGAUAGUUGAUAUCACCAGAAUAAAAUACAUUAACCCUUUCAAGAUUCGUGUCGAAGUCUGCAGCGAGUUAAGUGCCGAUAAAAUUGAAAAAUGUCAGGAAUUCAAGGAUAAAGGUUGGAAGGUAUACAGGGUUAUGGAAAGGACUUCAUCUUAUGGCGUCAUUAAAGACGUUGACCUUGAUUUAUCUGACGAGGAGAUUUUAAGAAAUAUAAUGUGUGAUAAACCCGUAGAAAUAAUAUCUGUAUAUCGGCUUAAACGUCGAAACAGAGAGGGAGAAGGUUGGCAGCCAAGUGAAGCGGUACAAGUAUGCUUUAAAGGUUCAUUUAUUCCACAGUACAUAUACGUUCAUGGAUUACGUAUAAAAGUUACUCCUUAUGUAUUUCCCGUAUCGCAAUGCUCGAAAUGCUGGAAAUAUGGUCACCCUACAAAGAAAUGCCCUUCCAGUAAAAUAGUCUGUCCGAAAUGCGGUGGUAGUCAUGAGAACUGUGAAACACAGAAUUUCCAAUGUGUUAACUGUGGUGGAAACCAUAUGGCCUUGCAUAAAGCUUCAUGUCCAGCCUUUUUAAAGGAGAAGAGGUUGAGAGAAAUCAUGGUAGAAUUUAACUGUACUUAUAGGAAAGCCUUAACAGUAUAUGUACCGCCCUCAGCUUCCUUGCUUGGAAAAAAUAGCUUUCGACAACAGUCUGACAAUCCUCCUACCAACAUGAUCUCACAAACGGAGAGCAGAUUCCAAGAACGUGAUACCUCCACAUUUGCAGAGAUAGUUAAAACCGACGUCUCGUUGCAUAAAGAGGAUGUAAAUGAGGUUAAAAACACUUCUGCCAAUACUUCAAUGAGAUUUCGACGUACUCGUAGGAGGAACACGGCUUCUUGUAGGUUGGAGCUCCCGAUAAACUCAUCUACAAUGAAUAGUGAGUCAACAGUGCCUCCUGAUGCGGCUGCUGGUGAAAAGAAAAGGAAUGACAGUGUUCGUUUGGACGAGCUAUUAGUGAGACUUAAAGAAAUUAUAUUUUUAAGGGAAUUGACGAUGGAAGACAAGCUACAUAGGGUGUUAAAGUGUUGUUUAGAGUGGUUAAUCUUAUUGAGUGUACAAUUCGUAUCAAAGUGGCCUUUAUGUAAGAUUAUUGCUGACUAUUUUACCUCCAAUGUCUCGUAG